AUGCCGAGUUGGAAGGCUUCUUCAAUGGCACGACCAAUACAGUCAACCUGCAGCCACAGACCAUGUCCUUCGGGAACGAGGAGCCAACUUCGGAGCCAAACACGCAGAAGGGGGGACGAGACUUCCGGCUUUCGUGCAGCGGUGCUAGCUGGUCUUCUAGGUAGUCGUCUCGCUGGGCUGCAAGGCAUCUUGAAAGCUAGCCUCGGUUCCGGAGAAGGGCCGCCAUCAUCUCUAGGAGCUGUCAAGGACAAGGCCAGCAAUUUUCUCUCCAUGGCUCAGCCCUGGCGAGACUUUGUGUGGCCGCUGUCAAUGCCCUCGGCCAAUGAGGGUUGCUCCCGGUUGUCGGCGAAUGUCUUCCACUUUCAGACCAACUAUGCCAUUUUGUUCGUGGCAGAGUUGGUCCUCUCGAUCUUGACGCAGCCCUCUGCACUGAUGUGCCUCAUGGUCACAGUGAUCACCUGGGUCCUGUUCUUGAAGAAGAAUGAAGAUCCAGAUUGGGCGCCCAAGAUUGGCGGAGUCGUCUUGUCACCCAUGCAGAGAUGGCUCCUGCUGUCCUUUGUCACUGCCAUAGUUCUUCUCCUGUGGGUGGGUGGUCCUAUCUUCAAUGCAGCCUUGAUGUACCUCAUGUUUUUCCUGGCGCACGGGCUUCUACAUGAGCCACCUGCCAGAGGGAUUCCAGGAGGAGAGCCCGUGCAAAUCUGA
Messenger RNA from Durusdinium trenchii, 702 nucleotides. The record is from the annotation of a GenBank genome assembly. Lineage: Eukaryota; Dinophyceae; Suessiales; Symbiodiniaceae.